ACACACACACACACACACAAAUACCAUAAGCACAACCCUGUGGUUUCAAGAGACAGAGUUUGCGAGAGGAAGAGAGUGAAUGUAUAAGAGAGGCAGAACAACAAAGAGAUAAAAUCCAAACCAAAGUGAAUGAAAAGCAAGGAGAUAAACUGCUUCGAUUGAGGAACUGUUGAACUAUACCUCCAUCUCAAACAUGCAGCAGAAGCAGUGGGUGUGUGUGACUGUUCUGGCUCUCUUGCUUGUUACUGAUGUGCUGGCAGAACUUGGGAAGGCAGAGAAACAAGGUAAGAAAGAACGUAAAUCAGGAUGUGGAAUCUGGCAAUGGAGUGUGUGUGUGGCACACGAAGGUGACUGUGGCCUGGGAACUAGAGAGGGAACCCGUACUGGUGCCGACUGCAAGCAGAAAAUCAAAACACUGCGUUGCAAGAUUCCCUGCAACUGGAAGAAGCAGUUUGGAGGUGAAUGCAAGUAUGAAUUCCAGAUUUGGGGUGAGUGCGACUUAGUCACAGGAGUGAAGACCCGGAGUGGUACACUGAAACGUGCUCUCCCAGAUGCUAACUGCCCCACCACUGUCUCUGCCACCAAACCCUGUGGCAAGACCAAAGCCAAGCUACAGGGCUCGGUGAAGCCGAAGCGAGGCGGAAAGAAGAAAGAGCAAGCCCCGAUGGACUAGAGGUGGAAAACAGGAAUAACAGUCACCUUCCUGUGUAUUCUUCUGCCCUGAGAUUGAAGCUACACGAGCGGCAGCAGUAACACGUGGACGGAGAGACAGGAGAAGAUGGAAAAGAGAAAAUUGUCCUCCUCCCCCUUCCCCCCAACCCUUAAAACUGUAGAGAUGUGAAUAGAAAUCUAUAAUAGUGAAUAAAACCUACUAAAUCAUGUACUCAGCUUAUUCUACUGGCAGGAUGUUUGGCUUCUUUUUGAAUAUUCUUCAAAUUGCCCCUUAUUAAAGAUGCAGAUUUUCUUUCACCUGCGUAUCUGCACUGCAACAACUAGACCUUUGUGAGUCAGUCGACCUGUUUGUAGACUUUUUGUUUCGCGGUUCAGAAUUCGUUCUACCGGCAAAUACGUUAGCUUCUUUCCCUUUUUUUUCUUUUUUUUAUAGAUGACCUUCCAAUAGAACAAGUCUAUUUUAAGCUUUCAAGAAAUGAUAAAUAUAAAUUGAAUUAUUGUAGAU
Tachysurus fulvidraco (yellow catfish) is the source of this 1177-nucleotide messenger RNA. It is a transcript of the gene ptn, whose product is annotated as pleiotrophin. NCBI's taxonomy places the organism in Eukaryota, Metazoa, Chordata, Actinopteri, Siluriformes, Bagridae. Bases 194 to 673 code for a protein of 159 amino acids. The record is from RefSeq and is a predicted model, not a curated record. The transcript is spliced from 5 exons. Gene Ontology annotation, molecular function: growth factor activity.